AUGGAGUUGGAGACUAGAAAGAAAUCGUCUGAUAUUUUGGUGUCUGUCUCAGAGGAGGUGCAUCUACAGUUGCGGAAUAUUGAGGCGCAAAUCCAAACAGAUCUGGGGAAGCUGUCAAGUGUUAGUAAAUCGAAACGAAAACGUCUGGAGUCAAGAUUUGAAGAACAACAAGAACAACUAAAGUUGAUAAAUGAUAAAUUCAAACAAGAUAUUUAUCAGCAUCUCCAGGAGUGUAAAAUCACGCUUGAAGGACUAGAAUUGCACCAGAUUGACUUCAAAGGAACUGUGAAAAAGCAAAGUAUGGCAGCAUAUGCUAUAGCAAGAAUGUACAUAAGUGCGCAUAUUAUGGAUUUAUCAUUUUGCAUUGAUAAAGCUACUUCAUUUGCAAUGUCUUUUUUGUUGCGGUGUCUGGUAACAACAGAAACAGAGUUGAACGAAGAUGUAUCAUUUGUGGGAACUCUGAAAAACUCUAGUUUUAUGUUUAUUGACUAUCUUUAUAUUGCAGAAGCAUCACACCAAAAGCUUCUCAUGCAAGCAGAAGAGGCAGUUGAGACACAGCUAGAUGAUGCACAAAGAAGAAUCACAGCUGUGCACAAGGCAAGUCUGCUUCUAUUUUAG
Molecule: messenger RNA, 618 nt
Organism: Dovyalis caffra
Lineage: Eukaryota; Viridiplantae; Streptophyta; Magnoliopsida; Malpighiales; Salicaceae
Source: the annotation of a GenBank genome assembly